GAGUUUUGGGUGAUGGGUGGCUAUGGCGAGUCCCGGACGAUUUCGGGAGUGUUUCCAGUGGAUGAGUAUUACAGAGAUGCCGUGGUGAUGGAACUGAGGAGCGGUAAUGGCGGUGGGAGGUGGAGGCAAAUUGGGGAUAUGUGGGAAGAGGGGGAAAGAAGGAGACUAGGAAAAAUUGUGGUGAUUGACAACUAUAACCGUGGACAACCUGGGAUUUUCAUGCUUGAUGGCGAUGAAUUCUUCAGAUACGAAAUGGCAUCAAACAGAUGGGUUGAAGAAUCAAGGGUACCAAGAAAAUCUCCUUUCAACUCAUCAUAUGGCCUUGUUGCAUUGAAUGGAGAAUUGUAUGUUAUAUCACUCAUGAAGACAGAAUCUGCAGAAGCGCGACGGCUGCGACAUCAUAAGAAAGGAGGAACACUGUACAUGCAAAUCUACAAUCCUCAGAAGAAGACGUGGAGAUCGCUCGUUACCAGGUCGCCUUUUCACCACCCCAUGGAUUUCGAUACUGCCGCUAUGUGUACGGUCCGUAUGUGAAAUGUCAAUACAUACCUCUGUAAUCAACUGCUUACAGAAUUAGGCAGAUGUUGAUUGUUAUUCUCUGCGAUUCCUUUCAUGUACAUGUUUAGAAAUAUUUACAGGGAACCUUUUUUUCUCCUUCCUGGAAAUAAGUUCAUAAACACAACAUUUGUAUAUGCAUGAUAUUUUUAUGUAAAGUCUUUCCACACAGCUUAUCUGGGGAUAAUUCCUGAAUCUGUCUGUGUAUUCAUGUCUUCGUUACACAAUAGAACACUGAAAUGAAGUUGUAAUGAACCAAAAUCAAAACAUGGUUGGAAAGAAAAUUAGAGAGCUUAUCUUUUGGAACUA
This is a messenger RNA of Momordica charantia (bitter melon), 864 nucleotides long. RefSeq names its product Galactose oxidase/kelch repeat superfamily protein. NCBI's taxonomy places the organism in Eukaryota, Viridiplantae, Streptophyta, Magnoliopsida, Cucurbitales, Cucurbitaceae. The record is from RefSeq and is a predicted model, not a curated record. Gene Ontology annotation, molecular function: protein binding.